AUGGUUCAGAAGCCGGAUGUUCUGCUCAUUGACUCGACAGUCCAGGCUGUAGAUGUUGAGCGCCGACAAGCACUGUCGGAGAAAUUCAACCUCAUCUAUUACGAUUGCAAUUCCACAGCAGAGUUUAUUGAGCGAUUACACGGCCCUUGGUCCAACAUUGUUGCUAUUUCACGAAAUGGAUGGCUGAAGGCGGGUCCGCUGGCCGAGCAGAGGCCAUUCGCAAGCGAUGUUGUGCCACAUUUUCCGACCUCUCUAAAGAUCAUCUGCUGUAGUGGUCACGGCCAUGAUGCAGCCGAUGUACAGGCCAUCACGGCCAAGGGAAUCUGGUACUGCAAUACUCCCGAUUCCUGCACCGAAGCAGUAGCCAAUACGGCGCUCUCGUUGGUGCUAGAUUCUUUCCGGUAUCUGACCUAUGCACAGUGGUGCGCGAGAUACGACUGGUUGGCAAGCCGAGAUUUGGGCAUGAAGGCGGUUGAUCCCUGCGGGAAAACUUUGGGAAUCGUCGGCCUGGGAGACAUCGGCAUCGCAAUUGCGCGAAAAUGUGAGGCGGCAUUGUCGAUGCACAUCCAUUAUCAGGGACCGCGACGGAAGCAGGUGCCUUGGACAUAUCACGCGAACUUGGAAGAAAUGAUCAUGGCAGUUGAUUGUAUACUCAUCGCCGCACCGUAUACGAAGGAGACACACCAUUUACUGGAUCAGAGAAGAUUGUCGCUGAAGCCCGGGCUCCGGGUUGUGAAUAUUGCACGGGGAAAGAUGAUCGACGAAGAGGCUCUCCUUGCAGCACUUGAUGACGGGAGGGUGGCCGGAGCUGGGCUAGACGUUCAUGAGAAUGAGCCUGGCAUCAAUCCGAAGCUGAAGGAGAACUGGCGGGUGGCUGUACUGCCUCACAUUGGGGUCUGUUCGAUGACAAGCUGGGAGAACUUUGAGAAGACAAACCUGGAUAACUUGAUGGCAUAUUUCGCCACCGGGAAGCCACUGACACCGGUGAACAACAUAGAAUAG
Messenger RNA from Cyphellophora europaea CBS 101466, 1002 nucleotides. RefSeq lists its product as uncharacterized. Gene Ontology annotation, molecular function: glyoxylate reductase (NADPH) activity; NAD binding; hydroxypyruvate reductase [NAD(P)H] activity. NCBI's taxonomy places the organism in Eukaryota, Fungi, Ascomycota, Eurotiomycetes, Chaetothyriales, Cyphellophoraceae. The transcript has a single exon. Gene Ontology annotation, cellular component: cytosol. The record is from RefSeq and is a predicted model, not a curated record. The coding region runs from base 1 to 1002 and encodes 333 amino acids.